Molecule: messenger RNA, 2715 nt
Organism: Zygotorulaspora mrakii
Lineage: Eukaryota; Fungi; Ascomycota; Saccharomycetes; Saccharomycetales; Saccharomycetaceae
Gene: STE13
Product: Ste13p
Exons: 1
Coding region: 1-2715 (904 amino acids)
Biological process (GO): proteolysis
Molecular function (GO): serine-type peptidase activity; dipeptidyl-peptidase activity
Source: RefSeq, a predicted model, not a curated record
AUGUCGUCAACCCAUUCACACAAGAGGAAGAAUAGUCAUCUCUUUCUACAAAGGAGAAAUUCAAGUUCCGCUGAUAUGACCUCUUAUGAAAUGAACAACAUGUAUGGCAACAGCAACAACGACAGCAACGACACAAAAAAUAGCAACGAAACGGAGCUUCGAGAGCAAUCUUCAGAUGAUAGGACGUUUGCAAGGGCUCAAAGUGAGGAUAUAGAAAAUCAACUCCUACCGAGCCCUUCGUUAAACUGGCAAUUCAAGACACAUGCACAAAAAUUCAAGAAAAAAGGCAUAGUCAUAACAUUUACAAUAGUAUCACUGGUAUUACUGGCGCUGUUUCUAAUACCUAUAAGCCGUCUUGUCAGGACCCCCGGAAAGGUUAAUAACAACUUUUCAAAGAGAUCAUUCACCAUCGAUCAAGUAUUAAAGGGUGAAUUUCUUUAUGAGGAGAAAGACUUUCAUUUCAUAAGGCCACCUUCUCUUUUAUUGAGUCAUGAUGCCGAUCCUGGGCUCUAUCUCACAGUUGAUAACACUGGGGAUGGGGAGUUUCUUGUGGCAAAACAAUUGUUCAGCGAUUCAUUUUCAAUUAACUUGGGGAAGACAAGUAUCAACUAUAAUGACAUAGAGUAUAUUAUCAAAAAGGUUAAGGUCAAUUAUGCUCUCGAUAAGAUGAUUAUUGGCAUUAACAUAAAACAUGAGUAUCGACACUCUUCUAAAGGGCUAUAUUUCCUUAAAGAUUUAAAAACCGAUACCAUUAAUCCAAUCUCUCCUCUAUCCACUGGUGAGCCAGCUGAUAUUUCUUAUGUUCAUUUUUCGCCUUGUUAUAAUUUCAUUUACUAUGUGUUCGAAAAUAAUUUGUAUGUUCAGAAUCUUCAUUCAGGUAGACCAGCGAUGCAAAUAACUCAAGACGGGUCCAGCGAUAUUUUUAAUGGUAGGCCAGACUGGAUAUACGAGGAAGAAAUAUUUUCAAAUGAAAAGGCUGUAUGGUGGGCUCCCGAUGACUCAAAACUGGUAUUUGCAAAAAUUAAUGAUACAGAAGUCCUAGACUAUUACAUUCCAAAGUAUACAAAUGAAGACAAUAGUGCGUCGAUCUGUAAGCUCAAAUAUCCUAGACCUGGCACCAAAAAUCCAAAAAUAUCCCUUCUAAUGCUUGAUCUGCAAGUUGGCACAGUAUACGCGUUGAACUUAAUAGAUGAACGAAAUGAAAAUGAUAAACCUUUCAAAGAUCUAAUAAUUUAUGAUGCAAAUUGGAUAGACCCAAACACUUUCCUGUUUAAAAUAGCUGACAGAACAUCCAAAAAAAUGCUAGUGAAAGUGUACGAAAAACAUCCCGACUUUGAAUCAUUGGACACAGUUAGAAUGUUGGAUGCCACGCAAUAUGGGGGCUGGAUCGAGAAGACAAGGAGAAUUUUACCAAUUCCACCAAAUGUGGAACUAGGAAGAAGGACCUAUGGCUAUGUAGACAUUGAAACAGAUGCCUCUGGGUUCAAUCAUUUAUUUUACUAUGAUACAUCCAAAGCAACAGAAGGUAAACAAAUAACAAGCGGCGACUGGGAAGUGACAGGGAGAGGCAUAGUUGGAUAUGAGUACGAAUCUGAUACAAUUUUUUUUACAGCAAACGCAAUUGGUCAAAUGUCUCAACAUCUGUACGGUGUAGCCUUCAAUUUGAAUGGCGACUCUGAAAUAAGGACUUUUCAAAAUCCAGAAUCAAAAGAAGAUUUCUAUGACUAUGAAUUGAGUUCAAGCGGUAACUUUGCCUUAAUGAGGAAAUUAGGUCCGGGGGUGCCUUUUACGGCGGCUGGGCUUUUGAUAGACGUUUUUGAUGCAAAUAAUAUUCAUGAUAUGCACACAAUUACUCUAAUUGACAACACAACGAUUGAAGAAAGUCUAGUAAAAUAUGAUUUACCUCAUAAAAGGUAUAGUAGCAUGGUAAUAGAGGAUAAUGUGAGAAUCAAUUACGUGGAAAUAAGGCCCGCACAUUUGGAUGUUGACAGAAAAUAUCCAGUUUUAGUCAGUGUCUACGGGGGCCCUGGCUCGCAAACUUAUACCACCAAACAUUCCGUCUUUUUCGAAGAGGCGGUUUCCUCUGGCUUGAAUGCUAUUGUUCUUGAAAUUGAACCUAGAGGUACUGGGGGAAAAGGUUGGGCAUUCAAAAAAUGGGCAACUGAACGAAUAGGUUAUUGGGAGCCUCGGGAUAUUACCGAAGUAACUAAGAGAUAUAUUGCUCAAAAUCGCAACAUGAUUGACGAAGACCACAUUGCUGUAUGGGGAUGGUCAUACGGUGGCUUUUCCACAUUAAAGACUGUAGAGUAUGACAGCGGACAGGUGUUCAAAUACGCAAUGGCUGUUGCUCCUGUGACAAACUGGAGCUAUUACGAUUCAUUUUAUUCAGAAAGGUACAUCGGUGAUCCCAUAGUCAAUUACAAAACAUACAGAGAUACCGCAGCAGUCAUAAAUGUUGAAAACUUCAAAAAACUGGAGAGAUUUUUAAUAAUACAUGGUACUGCAGAUGAUAACGUACACAUACGAAACACUUACGAGUUUAUUGAUAAGCUUAAUACGCUGAACAUUGAGAAUUACGAUAUGCACAUAUUCCCGGACUCUGACCAUUCUAUUCAAUUUCAUAACUCCCAACAAAUUGUCUUUAGAAAGUUGUAUUACUGGUUGCAAGGUGCAUUCAACGGUCAUUAUAAACAUCUGGAGACUGCAGUAAAAUAG